UUUUGUCCACGGCAACACAUACUCAGUGCGUCCGAUAGUUGCUAGCUAUUUACCGUCUGCUUGUGAUCUCUCGUAGACUGGCGGACUCGUGUUAUAUGGAGUGUCGUGACUUCUCUCUGCACGAAACCGUAUGAUUAUUUACACAAGAGCGUCGUGCUCUGCUGUCGAAUCGGUGUUGGGUCGUGAAGCGGACAACGUUUAUCGUAGCGCAUCUGUUAGAACACAAAGCCAAGGCGGAGAGUGUUAUUCCGAAUCUCGGAGCACAAUCUGGCAUUCAGUAUCGGAACAGCGCGCGUGUUGAAGCAUAGAAACCACGCGACCGCGUAGACGCGUCGCGUAAUCUCGCGACUACUUUUCUGCAAUUUUUCGAUUCGUACAAUCCGGAAAAAUGGCAGUGUUUUGCUACAACUUCGCCAAGUACGCCCUGGUAGCUGUGAGCCUUGUAUUUCUGAUUAACGCAAUAGCGGCGAUAGUUCUGGGUACAUGGAUGCUGGUGGACAAAACGUUCUUCGUAUCAAUCGCGCAAGAAGGUCAUCACUACGACAAUGGUCUAUAUAUCCUGCUCGCCUCCGGGAUCCUCAUGUUCAUCGUCGCCUUCCUUGGAUGCUGCGGUGCUUUGAGGCAUUCCCGAUGUAAUCUAGCCACCUUCUUCGGCUUCAUGCUCGUCAUUGUCGUUGCGCAACUCGCUUUCGCAGGCUGGCUUUGCGCUCACAAGGAUCGUCUGGACCAAUUGCUGAGAACUUCCGUCAUAAACACCGUUAAAAAUGAAUACGGUGAAAGAGAAUGCCGUACCCAAAUCAUAGACGCGAUUCAGUCCAGUCUCGAAUGCUGCGGAGCCACUGGACCUGCGGAUUGGGCAGGCAGCAAGUACGCGAACAAGGAUCCUUCCCUUCCACUCGCUUUGACCGUUUCCGGCGCUGACAGCACAUUCAAAGUACCAGAAUCAUGUUGCAAGGAUGUGGGCAGCAUUGCCUGCGAUGAAGCUCGUAAUGUAAGAGUCGCCGGAAUCCCGAGCCCAGCGAUCUACAGCGAGGGAUGCACGGAAAAGUUGAUGAUGACGUUGAAGAGCCAGACUUAUCACAUUAUGAUCAUAGCGAUAUUGGUUUUGAUCAUAGAAAUCGUCGGUAUGAUACUUGCUUUAAUUUGUUGCUGCGAAGGCGGAUCGGCAAAUAGAUACAAAGCUUAAGCUAGUUUCGUCGCGUGUAUCACGUAAGAAUACUCCCUUGUCGUAUGUCCCAUAGUAACGAAGAUAAAGAAGAUCAAAAUUUAAUUUUUUGUGCCAAUUCCAAUCAAUGCUUUGCAUACUGUGUCUUAUAUUUGAUCACAUCGAAUGGUCGACAUGUUUCUCAGAUUGUUAUAAAGCGCGUUGGAUAUUCUCUUAGACUGUCACUCUGCUAUCAUUAGAAUUGGUGUGCGUUAUUUUGGGACCAAUUCAAGAUCUGACGUAUGAUAGCGACGUUUUGUAAUUUUAUUUCUUUGUAAAUAACUUGAUACUGACAUCUUAUAAUACAUACAAAGAUUUAUACA
Linepithema humile (Argentine ant) is the source of this 1527-nucleotide messenger RNA. Its product is annotated as CD9 antigen. The record is from RefSeq and is a predicted model, not a curated record. NCBI's taxonomy places the organism in Eukaryota, Metazoa, Arthropoda, Insecta, Hymenoptera, Formicidae. Gene Ontology annotation, cellular component: plasma membrane.